UGUUUGGAUUUGCUGAUUCGUAAUUGUUAUCCCUAAUAUUUUGCAAUAUAUUUCAAAAUAUUUGCCUUGUCUUGUAAAAAAUCUCAAUAUACGUGAACUAUUAUUCCAUGUCGUUAAAAAACCGCCUUCGAUAGAAGAAAGUUGAUCAGCAAAAUGUCAAAGAAACAAAAGGAAGCUCUAGUUUUCGUUGUUAAUGUCGGAAAAACGAGUAAAGAAAAAGCUGAGAAUGAAACCGAAUCUUUUUUGGAUAAAUCAAAAAAUAUCAUCAAACAGGUUAUGGAAAGAAAGAUAUUCAUGCGUCCAGAAGACAUAGUGGGUGUAAUCUGCAUGGGCUCAAAUAAAACUAAAAAUAAACCAGGUAUGGAAAAUAUCCAGGUACUCAAAGAUGAUUUACUAGUGCCGACCUGGAAUUUAGUUGAGGAAGUCCUUGCACUUGAGGGAACCGAAAAAACAUCAAAUUGGGUCGAGGGAUUACACGUUGCUCUCCAAUAUAUGAAAGAAAAUUGCAUGGGUCGCCAACAUAUUGCCAAGAUAAUGAUUCUCAACGAUUUUCAAGAAGAGGAGGACAUAAUGGAGCAAUUUAGUGCAGGAACUAUCAAGGCUGAGGUUUUGGAUUCUGUCAGUUCCGAAUUGAUUAUUAUUGGAAAAAAUCCGCUGGAUGAAGCGCACAGAAAGGAAUUAAAUUUGAGCGAGAAACUCGCAUUGCACGUUUGCAAUAUGGUCGACGGUGUUUAUGAAGAAAUUGAUAAAUACUUUUGGGAAACACGUUUUUACAAAAAUCCACCAGUGAAUCCCAGUGCUUGGAAAUGCGAACUUAGGAUUGCUGACGUUAAGAUUUAUACUUCGACUUACGUGAAGGUUACAGAACCUCCGCCCUUUCCAAGCUGGAAAAUUACGACCGGGGAAAAUUCUGUAGGAUAUCCUCCAGACGGUGGAAAUGAUGUGAAAAAAACUAGGGAACUGGUUGAUCGAUAUAGAGAUAUUACUGAUCCUGAAGAGGCCAUCAAAGGUUAUAAAUACGGAGGAAAAUUCAUCCCCUUUUCUGAGGAAGACGUCGAAGUGACAAAAUUCCAAGGAACCACGAAAUCAUUAAUUGUUCGCGGUUUCGUGAAACAGGAGGACGUUUCAAUCGAAUAUUGGUUUGGAAAAGGUUGCCAUGUGAUUGUCGCAUCGCUGGGUAGUGAGAGGCAAUUUUAUUCUUUACUCACUGCGAUGAGAGAUUUGGGUCUCGUUGCAAUUGUGAGAAAAGUUUAUUGUGCAAACAGUAUUCCGAAAAUGGGAGUUUUGUUUCCCAGAAUGCAGCCAGGCGAACCUGCGUGUCUCGUUCAUGUUUCUAUUCCUUUUGCGGAGGAGAGACGAGUUUUGAAAUCGAAACCUGUGAAAACUCUGGCGAAAAAUUUAAGUGAGGAGCAAAAACAGGACAUUGAAGAUUACAUUGAUGCUUUUACUCUGCCGCCAAAUGAAGAUGGAGAAGUUGAGCUAUUUAAUCCAGGAAGUUUUUGCGAUCCCUGCAAACAAUACAAGUGGGAUAAUUUAUCUCAUCGGGCCUUAAAUCGGGUGCCUUUACCUCCCAUGGACAAAGCUCUUUUGAAUUUAAUUUCCUCGCCAGAAUCGUUGAUUCAAAAGUGCAAACCUGUUGUCGAAAGACUCAAAACAUGGGUCGAACCGAAAGUGGAGAAACCAAAAGAGAAAUUCGAAAUCGGACACAAAAUCGAAGAAAUUGAUCAAGAAACGCAGCAAACCGAAGAAAAUUUGAUAAGAGCGGCAGAAGAAGCUGAACACGAGAUGAAAAGGAAGGAAGAUCUCUUCAAAGAAAUCAGUGAAGCUACGACGGCAAUGGAUGAAGAUCUUUUGAACGAGAUGUAAAGGAUCACAAAAAAAUGGAUUCAAAUUUGGAUGGAAGUGCCAAGCGCAGAUAAGACAAUUUCAGUUAUUUAUUAUACUUAAAGAACCAAAUCUGUUAUUGAUUUUUUAUUCUUUCAUGUAGAACUUAAUCGCUGGUUGAUUAAAAAAAAAUCAAUAAAAAAUCAGCUCUUCUCCUUAAAUAUUAAUUACUUAUAGCGGAGUGUAAUUUUUCGUACAAAUUUUUUACUUUAAUAAGA
Messenger RNA from Belonocnema kinseyi, 2102 nucleotides. Its product is annotated as X-ray repair cross-complementing protein 5-like. The record is from RefSeq and is a predicted model, not a curated record. NCBI's taxonomy places the organism in Eukaryota, Metazoa, Arthropoda, Insecta, Hymenoptera, Cynipidae. Bases 154 to 1866 code for a protein of 570 amino acids. The transcript is spliced from 13 exons. Gene Ontology annotation, cellular component: Ku70:Ku80 complex. Gene Ontology annotation, biological process: telomere maintenance; cellular response to X-ray; double-strand break repair via nonhomologous end joining. Gene Ontology annotation, molecular function: double-stranded DNA binding; telomeric repeat DNA binding.